AACCGUAUCUGCGGUCUGCUGAUGAGUCGCUCAGUCGAGAUGAGUGGAAAUAGCUCAAGUGGCCCGGGACAAACACGAUUUUCGGGCCUUAAAAAUGUCCUAACAGGAAAGCUAACGUUAACGGUGUAUCCUGAAGAAGGCGAAAAUGAAGAGAAAAAUGAAGUUGAAACCUUCAGAUGGGUGAUAAACCCCCGGAGUCACGUCAGGCAUUACUAUCUUAUGUUUAUGGUGAUCUUAACAUUCGUGAACCUUAUAACAAUUCCUCUAGACAUGGCAUUUUCUGAUGAUAUGCAUGGUAACGCCCACACAUACUGGGUGACCUUCAAUGUAUUCUCAGACACCAUGUUUUGCCUUGAUGUUGGCAUUAAUUUUCGAAUGGGUAUAUUCAGUGACGACGGUCAGGCCAUCCUGGAUCCAAAAGUAAUAAGAAAUGAUUAUUUCAAAAGUUGGUUUUCUCCUGAUGUGGUGGCUGCCUUCCCGGUUGACAUUAUCAUUAUUGUUGUGGAGCAGUUUUAUCACGCGGACACUGAUGUACUGAUGGCUUCGAAGCUGGUGCGGAUACUCAUGUUCGCGAGGAUUUUCAGUAUGAUCCGUUUACUCCGUGUGCCGAAGCUUCUGAGAUUCUGCUUUGAAUUGGAAAGUGUCUCUGACAUCCAGCUUGAAGAAGCCAAGAAGUUUUUCAGGGUUUUUUUCAUGUUCAUGUUGAUAAUCCUGAUUUGGCACUGGAACACAUGUGUUCAGUACUUCAUAUCUCUACUGGAGGAGUUUCCCGACGACUGCUGGGUCAUGCAAGAGAACAUCAAGAAUACCACCAUCGGGGAAAAAUACUCCUAUUCUUCCUUCAGAGCUUUCUCUCAACUGGCCUGGAUUUCAACUAAAUCUAUUCAAUCUCCAACACGCAUGGCAGAACGGUGGACGGCUGUUGUUAGCAUGGUGGUUGGAUAUAUAAUGUGUUUUGCUCUUAUCGCCUGCUUGAUGGCAACAGUCGGGAGCAUGUCUGCGACUGGCAAUGAAUACAAGAAAAAGAUCAGCCAGCUGCAAUCCUCCAAAAUGUUCAAGAAGCUGCCCAGGUCUCUGCGCCAGCGCACCACUGCCCAGUACAAGUGGCAGUAUGACAAGAAGAACAUCCUCGAUCUGGUGUCAAAACGGCUGAGAAAGGAUAUUAUGGCAGAUAUGUGUCCCAACCUGCUGAGCAAAGGCUCCAUGUUCAUAAAGCAUGACAGAGAAUUCACCGAAGCCAUCUUGGUGAAGUUGGAGUACGAGUUAUUCCAAGCAGAAGACAUCAUCCUUCAUCAGGACGCUAAAGCUGCCCACAUGUUCUUCAUCGAGCAUGGACGUGUGCUCGUGAAGAACCAGUUUUUCCAAAUGGAGCUGUGCGAUGGAGACCACUUUGGAGAGAUCAGCUUCCUGUUUGGUGGAAGGCAGCUGGCCACAGUUUCUGCUCUGGCCGCCUGCAGCCUUUUCUCCCUGUCAAUAAAACAUUUUGAGGAGAUUGAGGAAGAGUUUCCACAUGUUGUGAAGGAACUGAGGGCAGUGGCUCAACAGCUCAAAGAUGAUCUCGAGGGUGUUGGGCUGGAACGUCAAGUUACAUCAGCAUCGAACAGUGUGUGCGACGACACAUCAGGACAUUUUGUUUUAGUCAAUUAG
Molecule: messenger RNA, 1647 nt
Organism: Sinocyclocheilus rhinocerous
Lineage: Eukaryota; Metazoa; Chordata; Actinopteri; Cypriniformes; Cyprinidae
Product: potassium/sodium hyperpolarization-activated cyclic nucleotide-gated channel 1-like
Exons: 11
Coding region: 22-1647 (541 amino acids)
Biological process (GO): sodium ion transmembrane transport; regulation of membrane depolarization; potassium ion transmembrane transport
Cellular component (GO): dendrite; HCN channel complex; axon
Molecular function (GO): voltage-gated potassium channel activity
Source: RefSeq, a predicted model, not a curated record